Zea mays is the source of this 866-nucleotide messenger RNA. RefSeq names its product AN17. Gene Ontology annotation, molecular function: zinc ion binding. NCBI's taxonomy places the organism in Eukaryota, Viridiplantae, Streptophyta, Magnoliopsida, Poales, Poaceae. Bases 9 to 623 code for a protein of 204 amino acids. Gene Ontology annotation, cellular component: cytoplasm. The record is from RefSeq and is marked validated. The transcript has a single exon.
AUCACCCAAUGACCCAAUCAAUCGCUAACAACCCAAUAAACCGCGGACGCAGCAGAAAAGAGGUAGAGGGGCGGCGACCGAUGGCGCGGCGGGGCACGGAGGCGUUCCCUAACCUGGGCGCGCACUGCGACAAGCCGGACUGCAACCAGCUCGACUUCCUGCCCUUCGACUGCGACGGCUGCGGCAAGGUCUUCUGCGCCGCGCACCGGACCUACGGGGACCACGGCUGCGCCAAGGCGGCGGACCAGGGCCGCACCGUCGUCGUCUGCCCGGACUGCGGCGACGCCAUCGAGAGGCUGGUUCCGGGGCAGGGCGAGCGGGAGAUCCUGGAGGCGCACGUGCGGUCGCGGCGCUGCGACCCGGGCAAGAAGCGCAAGCCCCGGUGCCCCGCGCGGCGGUGCAGGGAGCAGCUCACCUUCUCCAACACCCAGGACUGCAAGGGCUGCGGCCGGAAGGUGUGCCUCAAGCACAGGUUCCCGGCCGACCACGACUGCGCCGCCAGCGCACCAGGAGCUGCCGCGGCGGCGAGGAGGGCCAGCGGGGAGUGCGGCCGCGGCGCGCGGAAGGAAGGGAGCGGCGGCUGGGCGCUGCCGGCGUCCAUCCGGAGCCUCAAGAUCUUCUGAGGCUUGCCAAUUUGCCAUACUGUCACGUUGCAGCCAGGUCACCACAGCGAAAGAAACUGUUCCUCGAGAUGGAUGCAGCGAACGUAUUUCAUAUGUUCUUUGGUUGAUGUAUAAAUGCAUUUUCAGGCUAAGAAUCUGAAAUACAGAAACUGGACAUUGAAAUGUUCCAUCAAUACUGGUUUUUAAGGCAGAUGUGAAGACAGACAAAUUUGCGUUCAAUAUACUACGGGAGUUUUUUUUUUC